AUGGCGGAGAGGCUGGUGCCGAGCACGAAGAAGGCGAUGGAGCACCGGGAGGAGAAGCCCAAGGAGCCGUCGAGCGACCCGGACCCUGACCUGGUGACGCUGGUGCCGGGGCAGCAGCCGCAGCUGCAGCGGGAGCACCAGCCGCCCAACAUCUCGGAGAUGAAGCCGCUCACGCGGGAGGCGUACGGCGGCGGGAUGUACGGGACGGAGGAGGGCGGCCGGAGGGACCCCGCGCGGCCGCGUGCCAGCGCCACGCAGAGCGCCGACGGGCCCGAGGAGCAGCGUGCGCCUCGGAGGCCUAACCACCCGCCGCCGCCGUCCACCGGCGACCGCGACCUCGACAUCACCGGACAGUCCUACAUCCAGUAG
Messenger RNA from Miscanthus lutarioriparius, 369 nucleotides. NCBI's taxonomy places the organism in Eukaryota, Viridiplantae, Streptophyta, Magnoliopsida, Poales, Poaceae. The record is from the annotation of a GenBank genome assembly.